Molecule: messenger RNA, 2671 nt
Organism: Andrographis paniculata
Lineage: Eukaryota; Viridiplantae; Streptophyta; Magnoliopsida; Lamiales; Acanthaceae
Product: 5'-methylthioadenosine/S-adenosylhomocysteine nucleosidase
Exons: 9
Coding region: 168-962 (264 amino acids)
Biological process (GO): nucleoside metabolic process
Molecular function (GO): methylthioadenosine nucleosidase activity
Source: RefSeq, a predicted model, not a curated record
ACUGCACCGGUUUUGGUGUUUUGUUCUUGUUCUACCGGUAACAGGAGGAGGAGGGGGCUGGUUGCGUUUUUCAAUAUUUGACUGGAGAAGCGAAAAAGGAUUUCUACUACGAUCGCAAUACGACUGGACUGAGGUGCGAGAACAAAGGCUGAGAGACCGAUCGAUCGAUGGCGCCUUCACACGACGACAAGGCGGUGUCGGAAGUCAGAGAUGGGUCGGCAGCCAAGCGCCCUAUCUCCAAUAUUCUCUUCGUAAUCGCAAUGCAAACUGAGGCGUCUCCUCUGGUGGAAAAGUUUCAGCUAACCGAGCAGCCUGAUUCUGUGUUUCCAGAGGGAGUUUCAUGGGUGAGAUACUCUGGGAAAUACAACGAUUUGAACAUCGACAUUGUUUGUCCUGGAAAAGACAAAACUUUGGGGGUUGAUUGCGUAGGCACAGUUUCUGCAGCUCUCCUGACUUAUGCUUCUAUACAAGCAUUGCGCCCAGACCUUAUCAUUAAUGCAGGAACUGCUGGAGGAUUCAAGGCAAAAGGUGCAUCGAUUGGUGAUGUAUUUCUCGUUUCUGAUGUUGCUUUCCAUGACAGAAGAAUUCCUAUUCCUGUCUUUGACCUUUAUGGUGUUGGAGCACGGGAAAUGUACUCCACUCCAAAUCUUGCGAAGGAGCUGAGUUUGAAGGUUUGCAAACUGUCUACUGGGGAUUCCUUGGAUAUGACUCCAGAAGAUGAAGCCUCAAUUCUUGCUAAUAAUGCAACUGUGAAGGACAUGGAGGGAGCUGCUGUUGCUUAUGUGGCAGAUCUCUUCAAAGUGCCUGCUAUAUUGUUGAAAGCCGUGACAGAUCUUAUUGAUGGUGAAAAGCCAACAGCUGAAGAGUUUCUCCAAAAUUUGGCUUCAGUCACUUCUGCCCUUGAUCAAACAACUACACAAGUUGUAGAUUUCAUAAGCGGAAAGUGCUGUGCAGAUCUGUAAGCCUCCUUUAUAUAUCUGCUUAAAACAAAUAACUUUUUCCCCCUGAUUAUGUUCUGCUACUCUUCAAGUGCUACAGAUAAUGCAUUAUCUUGAUAUUUUGAUUGCAAUGGAUUUUCCACAUCAUGUACAACCUUAACCUUGGCUGUACAUUUCUUGUUCUUAAUGGUAUUUCUAGUAUUUGUAUAUUUUGGCCAUCUAAAGUCAAAAGCUGAAUGCGGUUAGGGAUCAAUGCAUGUCAUUUGACCUGGUAUUACAUUUUAAGAUUCUUACAUUAAAAUUCACUUUGUCAACCUACUGCCUGUUAAGGUUUCUUCUUCUGAUUCGAUCUAGUCUAAGAGUUGAUACUGUUUGAGACUAUGCAAUUUUCGACCUAACUUUUAUUGAGUUCUCAAGUAGAUCACAUUCUCCUUCUGACAAGUACAUUUAGGUUGCUAUCCCUUCAGGAUUAGGACUUGUAAUCACAAUAGACCAAAGUUUUUGUUAAUUUUGGAUUGUAACAUGAUGUGCUUACCCUUACCAGAACAGGACUAGGUUAGCAGAAGAGAAAAAUACAGUCAUCUAUUACUUUCCUUGAUCACAGUUUUAACAUUAUAAACUCCACUCUGCGAAAAUAAAUAGGGAAACAACAAUAAUACAAGAGAGAAUACGAAAGAUGAGAAAAGAAUAUGAUGCAAUAAGGAGACAUAUAGGUUUCAGUAGUUGGGAGUUGAUUAGGGUUGUGUAAUUAUGGGCAUUUGCGCUUGUUGUUACGGGUAGUCAUGUUAGCAUAGCAAGGGCAGAGGUCUAAGUUGCCAUAGGUGCCCGGAGGCACACACUUGCAUCUCAUACAGCAAGUCCCGCACGCCCUCUUGCACAGCCUUGGCCUGCUAGAUAGCCUACACCGUGCUGCACAAGCUCUUCCACAAUCUGUUUGUUGGAAACACAUGUACAAUUGUGAAGCGAGCAAACAACAUAAGCACUACCUGGUAACAAGUAGAUUAUUUCUGUGCCUGUUUUUUUAUGUUUACCUGGUUCAGGACUGUAUGAACUCUCUGAGACAACAUUGCUAGCCUGAAAUGUAGAUAUUGUAAUCAUUAGUGUUUUAAAGCAUAAUGAAUUAGAGUUGAGGUGUGAUGAAUUAUUAUUAUUACCUCUUGUUUGAUUUGGACAGCAUGGACUUGAUGAUGUAGGAUCACUAGAAGAAUAAAGAUGGGGGCAAUAACAACUUUAGGAAAAGCCAUCAUCGAAUGGAUGGAUGAAAAUAUAGAAAAUAUUUGUAAUGAUGAGGGAUGGAUGGGAAAUGAAUCCAAUAUGGUUACCUUAUAUAUAUAUAGCGUUUUUGGAAGCAGCCUGAAUUUGAAUGGAGGUACAGAAAUGGUGGGUGGGUGGGUGGGUGAUAUGCAGACAGGCAGUGGUAGUGGAUACAGUCAUUCAAGUCAAGGAAAGCAAAAUGUGAGUUUGCAUUGCAUGCUAAUAAUCGAAUAAUUUGGUAAGGCAGGCAGAGAUGGAAAAGGAAAGGCUUUGUCUGCUGCUACCACACUACAGAAAAGAAGAGAGAGAGAGAGAGAGGGGAAUAAUUAAGUAGCAACUACUACAUGUAUUUUUGGCCAAAUAUUGGCCCCGGUUACCACCUUCCUUCUAACGUUCGGUUUCUUAGUACAAUACGCUCCAAUGGGUGUGUAUUAUUGAUACACUUGUUACCUAGUCGAAUCAAAUAAAAUUUUAAGUAA